AUUUUAGUACUUCAGCUCGGGUCAGCAGCGUCGCACCUGGCACCUGGCAGCUAGCGAGCGACCGAGCAAACGACGUGUGCAAAUGAGAUUGAAAAGCACGCCAUCGAGUACGAAGCCCACGAAACGCGUCUUGCAGUUGAAGAUGAAACCUCUUUGGGUGUGUGUGAUGCCCGUGCUGGUCCUGCUGCUGUUGGGAUCUGAGCGGGCAGAGUCCAAGAAGUAUCUGCGCUGUGAACUCACCCGCGUGCUGGUGGAAAAUUACAACUUUGACAAGACUUUCCUCUCCAAUUGGAUUUGCCUGGUGGAGCACGAGAGCAACCUGGACACCAGCAAGGUAACGCGCAAGGAGAACGACAGCAAAAACUAUGGCCUGUUCCAGAUCAACAGCAAGGACUACUGCGCCGAGGGACGCAAGGGCGGGCGAUGCAACAUGAAAUGUGAAGACUUUUCCAACGAUGACAUUGGCGAUGAUAUUGCCUGUGCCAGGCUGAUUCAGGAGCGCGACGGCUUCAAGUACUGGAAGGGAUGGGAUCGCUUCUGUCGCAAUCCCCAGAAUCUGCCCAAUCUGCGUGUUGCCUGCAAUCUGCGUAGCCUGUCGCCUCUGCGCACACCCCGCAGCUUCUUCUACAUCCCAGGCUGAUAACUUAUCCCCUUUUUCAGAUAUACUAUAUGUAAAAAAUACGAUACUAAUGUAUA
Messenger RNA from Drosophila obscura, 696 nucleotides. RefSeq names its product lysozyme. The coding region runs from base 83 to 640 and encodes 185 amino acids. Lineage: Eukaryota; Metazoa; Arthropoda; Insecta; Diptera; Drosophilidae. The transcript is spliced from 4 exons. The record is from RefSeq and is a predicted model, not a curated record.